Molecule: messenger RNA, 923 nt
Organism: Dermacentor andersoni
Lineage: Eukaryota; Metazoa; Arthropoda; Arachnida; Ixodida; Ixodidae
Source: RefSeq, a predicted model, not a curated record
UUCAUUACAUUAUAAAAUUGAAGUAAGAGAAGUGCAAAUUUAGAAAAGUUAGAUAAAUAAAUAGUAAUAACUGAGUUGAAAAGUUGAGUUACGUUUAACCGCAACAUUUUCUUUUCCUCAACUAUUGUACUAUCUUUAGCUGUCUUUCACCAUUUGUAGUUUAUGCAAGACUGAUCACUCUAUUACAGAUUAUCUUACUUUAUUUAUUAUCAAUUCCUUUUAUUUGUUAUCUUUAGAUGCAUUUUUGUUGAUCUUUGGCCAUUUAUAUUGACCUGUAUUCGUUGAUUUGCACAAUGGUUGAAGGAAUCAACGCCAAUAUCAGCAUCAUUAAGAAGAAGAAGAAAGAAGAGAACGAUGGCGGCUGGCUAUGAGAAGUUUGCGAGACCCGAGCCAUGGGCAUAUUUAAAAGAACGCGCCCAGACAAGACUACCGCUGGAUUCCAGGUACUUCGCAGCCUCCAGCGCCAGUGGCGAUUGCUCUGUCGACGACCCGAGACCCCGGUCUUGGCGCCAGUACUCCGUGUUCGUCUCGGCCGUGGCGCUGUCCACGCUGGCCCUGACGUUCGCGGUGCCUCAGUUGGUGCGUCGUCUGGCCAUGGGCUGUGCGUACCCCGACUGCCUGGACCCGGGCGCGGACAUCGCCCGCUCACUGAAGCAAGUCCACGUAGACCCGUGCCAGGACUUCUACGGCUAUGUGUGCGCUGGAUGGCUGCAGGAGAACCCGGACGCAGAAAACCACUUCGAGGCACGCAAUACAUAUCACGUUUUGUACUUGAGUUUUCUCUUUUUUUUCCAGAUUUUGUUUUGGCGCGAAGCAAUAUUUUCUUCUUCUCACCACUCUCGUGGUGCUGUCGGCUGCCUCAAGUGAUAAGUGACGGAGGGUCAAGGUUCGAGCUAACCUCAUCAGCCAUGUGAUGAUACUGG